This is a messenger RNA of Dermacentor silvarum, 6103 nucleotides long. RefSeq lists its product as uncharacterized. NCBI's taxonomy places the organism in Eukaryota, Metazoa, Arthropoda, Arachnida, Ixodida, Ixodidae. The coding region runs from base 282 to 2255 and encodes 657 amino acids. The record is from RefSeq and is a predicted model, not a curated record. The transcript has 9 exons.
AGAAACGCGUUGGGUCGUCUGCUCUCCGUCGUCGUCUGUCCGUCUGCUCCGCAUCGACGUCGUCGUCUGCUCCGAGGAGCCGCUGCGCUCCGCGUGUCGCGGUGAUCAUCCAUGUGUCUACGCCGGCAGUGUGCGCCGACUUCGGCGGUGUGACAGCAGUGAUUAUCGAGUGAUUAAUGUGGUGCGUUCCCGUGGAGCCGUGGAAUUGUACAGAACACGAGUGCCGGUGGGCGGCCACCUAGAAUCGCCGGCGCUUUUCCUUUGCGCAAAAAGCCUCCGACAUGAGGUCCAAUCACAACAGGUGUCGGCCACCCGAAUUCUAUGACCGGGCUUACGUGGGCGGUCGGCCACAGCCCAGCCGGCACCCGUCGCACCAGCACCACCAUCACGCACACCACCUGGUGGGCCACCACCCGGCCUCCGUGGCCCACUCGCACCACCACCAGCCCUCGGUGGGGCACCACCAGCAACAGGCCAGCUGCUCGUCGAGCGGGGGCUCCGGCUCGAGCAGCGUGCACAGCGCCGCCUACCGGCCACAGGCGCCCCUGGUCAAGGGGCCGGCGCCGGGCAGCGCGGCCAGUGCGGCGCGGGCGCGCAGGCGAAGGAUGAAGUGCCUCAUCUCGCUGGGACUCAUACUGCCCGCGCUGGCGGGAGUCAUCGGGGUUGUUGCGUGGGCAGUGAGCGCUGAGACAGUCAUGGCGUCCGCAAUGGAGAGGACAGAGUCCCCCAUCCGAAUUCAGGAUCGGUCUUCGUACGACGACCGCCUCGACGAGCCUCCAUCGUACGCGAAGCUCCCGCCGUCCCAGGCGAUCCCUCCGCCGUCGCCGCCCGAAGAGAGCAGCAGCGGCAGCGCCGAAACGUCGGUGGACUACGCGUCCAACUCGUUGCCCGUGCUCCCGGCACAACCCAAGCCGGGCGCCAUCGUCGAAGCUACCACCGUGGGCGCCGACGGCGACAAGCCCGUGUACGUGGUGCACUUCGUGCUGGGCGACAAGGACGCCAAGGGCCGCGACAAGGUCACCACCACGACCCACAGCUUGCCAGCCUCGAGUGCGGCCCCCAGUACCCAGAGCACGCCGCCGAGUACCACGAAGCGGCGCACCACACCGAGCACCACCACAUCGACAACGACGACGACGAGCACGACGACGACAACGACGCGGCGACCGCGGCCGACGACGAGCCAGGCGCCGAGCGAGCCGCCUCUGGCGACGUCCACGCUGAACCCGCACUCGCCCGAAUUCGCCGACAUGCUGAACCACAUCCUGAACGCCUCGAGAAACGGGUUCGGCCGGUCUCCCCAGUUCGUCGUGUUCGCGCCCAUGCCCACGGAACACAACAAGCAACACCUAGAGCACUUGUCCAAGGCGACUCGCUAUCACCCUGUGGGCGCCCCGGUGAGCCAGGAGGUGAUGUCCGCGCCGAUGCAGCACCCGCACCAGUCGCACCCUCCUCCACCACCACCUCCACCGGUGCCUUUGAGGGUGCCGAUUCGGCCGCGUGACGAGUACCACCCUCUGGCGUCGCACCACCAUCCGCACCAGCACGAGGCGGCGCUGCCACCCAGGCAACAGUACCUGCUGCCGGCGCCGCAGGUGCUCAGCCGAAGGAACGGCAGCAACCCGAACCCUUUCCAGGCGCCACCGCCGCCGCCUGGAUUCCAGACGAAUCCGGCUCCGCCUCCACCCGAGCCGGAGCCCCUGGCUCCGGGUUUCCAGUCCGUGGGCGGCUACAGCGCAUCGCAGAACCACGACAUGUACGCGCCUGCGGCCCAGUCCCAGUCGCCGUACAACCCGCCGCCGCCGCUACCACCGCCUCCACCGCCGCCGGUGUCCCAUCACCACUCGCGCUACGGCUCGCCGUCGCGCUACAACGACGCCGUCGACUCCCAGCGGGGACUGCUGCACCCUGCCUCGGAGUCGGCGUUCCCCAACAAGGACCGCAGCGGGUUCGAGAUCCACGCGGGCGACUCGUACGCCAGCCACGGCAGCAGCAGUGGCGGCCACGGAGGAGGCCACGGCAAGGGCAUCACCUUCACCAUUGGUGGCGGUGGCGGUGACCACCAGUCGCCGCACCACGACUACGGCGUCAGUCCGAUGGGCGUCAUCAAGAACCUGUUCCUGCCGUUCCUGCCUAAGCCAAAGGUGAACCUCAAUGGACGGGUCGUGUUCGGCGUCGUGCUCGAGAAGGGCGUGGGUCUGGGUCACAACCAGCACGGACAGCAGCACCACCACGCAGUCGCAUACCACCACUGAGUCACCGACAGACCUGUCUGCUUCCAUGACGUCACUUCACUUGCACCCACUACGCAUCGCGCCACCUGGACAAGUGACGGCACACAGCACGGCGAUGCCCAUCUUCGCUAGUCGCGAUGUUAGUGCGCUGUAGCGCAUUCCACGUGAGACCACAGAGGAGGCCCUCAACGCAAGGCUUGGCACGCCGAGGGCCAAAAUAGACCAAGUUAUGCACAAAAUGAAGUUAAACGUCUUCCCUGGCGCCCUGUCGGCAAACAAGUGGUUCGCCCAGAAACUUUGCUGUCGCAUUAUGUGGUGUUGGGCCAUUCCUUUCGGUGUCAGGCAGCGUUAUAUAGGACGUCAGGGCGACUGCUCGAUCCAAUUAACAGCCGUUCAUUAUUCACGACCCCUAAUGUAACGCGUACAUAACGAUGUCUGUUGACACCGGUUGGACAGGAACUCACUACUGUGCAAAUGGUAUAUUAUAUCAAAAUAUCAUAGACAAAGGUAUUUUUACUACCAGUAUUGAUAUACAUUUAUUUAAAGCGACCCUUUUGGCCACGACUCAGAGUGUUUUCGACGAUAUACUGUAUACUUCACAAUAUGCUCACAGAAGAAAAAGUUUCAAAUAGACCGAAAAAUACUUCAAAGGUGUCUAGAUAUCUCGUAAAUAUGGGACCGCGAUGUUAAUAUUGCUUCAAAAAGGACAUGCUAACGGAGUCGACCACCUGCAUGACACGCUGUGGUGGUCUUGAUCAGCGAAACUUAGUUGGCAGAUAGAAAUCUGACAAAUUAUUUUCCGCACGUUUUUAAUGCAAUCGUGCAGGUGGGAUGAUGACCAUGCAGAGUGAUGUUUCGCAAGCUUUCGCGUUCUGGUUAUUAGUGGCAAAAGCUCGCCUAAGACACUGAGCAUAACCAUCAUCACACCUGCUCGACUUCUCGAAAAAUGUGCGUCUGUGAAGAGCACAUACCGCGAAGUUCCAACAAGUCCAAGUGCCUUGCUCUGGCGUCUCACCCAGCCGAGAAUGGCGCCUUCCCGUCGAGGUGCUCGUCUGCUUAAGGUGUCUGCCGCUCUGUCUAGAGCGCACCAGCGUACACUCCAGUUGUGUCGCAAGUGGGUUCAGGUGAAGCAUCACGGUGAUGUCCUGCUCUUCGAAAGUGCAGGUUGAGAUGCCACAACUCUCCUCUUGAACAUAUAGCCGAGAAUCCACGUCACGAGCGAGCCGCGAUCACUCUUAACCAGGAAAUCCACCGCGGCCUACGACAUCACAAGUCACACGUUAACCCGCAAGGUUUCUCUGCUCAGUAUAUAUACUGACUCGCCAUUGGGUGUAUAGGCACAAGAACGUGCACUUAACUCCUGAAAACGCGUGCUCGCCCGAUUUGGGAAAGUCAUCUUACUAAAUACACGCCCAUAAGUCAUGCAUCCGUCAUCGUCAUUUCAUUGACAGGGUAGGAGAAGGCUGGAAGGCAAGCAGGAGGAAAUUGAACCAAACACAGUAUUGCUUUGGUAUGAAUUUACCGCAGACGGAACAUUAAAAUUUAAAAAAAAAUUAAGGUUACCUUUUACCAUGCAGCUUGCGGUUUUUCGUUUUAUUCAUCUCGUUUCAGGAGGAAGUGAGAUCGUUUUACCGUGUGGUUAAAUUGACAUUUUCAUCACAUUCCAUUACUUGUUUGAAACGCAGGGUGAAGCUUGGUGAUCGCAUUGCUGUUCGCUUAUCCCGUUGUGAUCUUUGUUACGCAAUGGGUGACCGAUGUCAAUGAAAUCAGUCGACGUUACUAAAGAACGCGCACUAAGUUAAGUGACUAAGAGCAGAAAAGGUUUCAGAAUAAAACAUGCAAGACGUCUUUGUAACUGCACUUUAACGAGAUGGAAUCAGCCGCAAAGAGUAAUUCAGUAAUCGCAUUUUUAAUACGUCACGGCCAAGCAAUACGGAACAAAAAUGUCUUGUAGUCUUCUUUAUUACAAAUCGUCUGCAGCCUUAUAUCAUCUCAUUUAACAUCUCAUUUCUUUCUUUCACUGCAAGCAGAACAUGGUUGAUGUAAAGACUGUCGUCAUGCUCAGUUUCGAAUGAGAACAACGCAACGGUAAUGCAGCAGAAAGGCGCGAUUAUUUCAAAGUUUCUUCCUUUUUUUUUCUUCUUCUUCUUCUUCUUUAGCAUACGAUGUCAAGCGUCGGUCUUUACGUUGUUAGCCUGCGACGUAGCACUUGAAGUAGUAGUGUGCAGGUGGUUAGCGAGGCUUUUUACCUUGCGAUAUUAUCUGGCUCACACGUACUAGCCGGCCCCGCUCGUUAUCACGGUUUUCGGUGAACAAAAACAAGUUAGUGCUCGUCUCUCAUCGCGCCCUCCAUUUUCAAGUUGCGUCACCGCUGCGUUGUUGGUUUUUUUUCACCGAAAACCGUGCAGAGCUUGAUGCGGCUGCUGCUGGCAGAUACGUAAGUGUUGCAUCGAACUAAGAAAGACGAAAACAUAUAUAUAUUUUUUUUUGUCGUGCUUGAGAUGAGGUGACAUUAGGUCAAACAAGGAAUCAGGUGAGGCAUUCUAAGAUCAACUGGAAAAACGUUGCACGCGAAACCUCUCAGGGAAUUAGACUCUAAUGAGAAAAGCACGCGUAACAAACAUUUGGAUUGGAAGGUUGUAGUGCCAUGUUGGCUUGAGAUGCCCACUCAAGCUGUAAAUCGAAAAGAUACAGCAACACCAGAUUAGAGGCAUUUGAUGGGUAAUCGAAAGCUCAGAUUAUGCGUGGUAUAUCAAGUCUUCCUGUUCAAAGUUCGUGAAUCAGCAGCCAUUCCCUUUCCACCAAAUUUCAGAGCCAGCUUUCGCUCAGCAGCCAAGUUCGGGUGUAAUCGCUGCGAGGCCAGUCAAUGUUCGCCUGCAAUGCGCGACUCCGGUUUCGCGACUACUGUGGGACCAGCGAGCAGGCUCCCGUUGAAUGCGGCCCUCAAUUCGAAGCUCGCGUGUUCAAGACAGCUUUGGAGUUAUACUCUGACUGCAAGUUCACACGCAAGUUCGUGCACGAGCUCGUCCAAGCCGAAAUUCGCUUGCACCUUCCCGAUAUUUGGUUAGCAUACAAAUUUGAUCGCAUUGUUGGCGAACAUAAAAUAGUCAGCUGACGAGCUUUGGGUAUGCGACGAAGAAAAUGUGUUCAUUCUGAGGUUUUUGGCAUUUUUGGGCAUGUACAUGUGUAUCAUACAAUGGCGCGGUCGCUUCCGACUGCUUCUACAUUUCCACUCCACUUUCGUUCUGCAGUCGGAACACGAUCAUAACUAUAUUAAGAAUUCUAUCGUCACUUAUUUUUUUCGCGAGGUUCUUGACAUGGUGUUAAUUGACCAAAAUUGCCUUCAAUCUUUGUUGUAACAGUUUUAUUUUUGUCCUGAGGAGAUAUAUUUUUAAUAGAGAAACAGUAAUGGAUUGCUGAGGCAGCGUAGUGGGCUUCGAUCAAGUAAGGCAUGUUUCUCUCAAGCCUCGGCUUGGAUUACUUGGAGUUGUCCUUGUUUUCGUUCUCAUAUACGUCCACACAACUUGCCUGGUCCGUGAUUAUUAGAGCUCCUUGAUAACUUUAGUGCUGUAGAACUUAUUUUGCGUUUUUUCAACGCUUCCUGCCGUUUUAUUUUACCACUCGAAUUUAGGUUUUUAUUAACGAAGGUGAACUGCAGCGGCUUCUCUACGAGACCUUUCCGGCAUUUUGUAAAGAUAGUUUUUAUCUGACCAUGUGCGUCUCCUGAGUGUACAGUACAGUGAUGCUCUGGUUAUGUGUGAAAGGUUUCUUUUUGCAUUCCAUCUUUUUUAUUCUUUGCCUGUGUCCUAAGCGGAAUAUGCUCUUGUAUAUGUCACAUGCGCGCUCAAUAAAAGAAAAUGUACUUUUGA